Achroia grisella is the source of this 8295-nucleotide messenger RNA. RefSeq names its product zinc finger FYVE domain-containing protein 26 homolog (gene Sptz). The record is from RefSeq and is a predicted model, not a curated record. The transcript has 17 exons. Gene Ontology annotation, cellular component: lysosomal membrane; midbody; centrosome. Lineage: Eukaryota; Metazoa; Arthropoda; Insecta; Lepidoptera; Pyralidae. Gene Ontology annotation, biological process: regulation of cytokinesis; double-strand break repair via homologous recombination; mitotic cytokinesis. Gene Ontology annotation, molecular function: phosphatidylinositol-3-phosphate binding; metal ion binding. Bases 321 to 7187 code for a protein of 2288 amino acids.
UUCAUAUUACUUUAGAAAUAAUUAAUUUCUUUAUAAUAAUAUUAUUUUUAGUAAUUACCCCGUUUUAAAAUCAACUGAUCUGAAACAUGUAACCGUAUGGCAACAAGUAUUAGAGUAAUAAUUCACAAUGCCUUAAAGUUUUAUUGCUCAAUAUCAAACUAGGUUUAGGCUUUGUUUUAAUUAAUAUUUUGUCUACUUUGUUCUCAAGUUUAUAAUUGAUAAAAAUCUUGUUUUUCUUUAAGGGUAUAGAUUUCAAUAUCGCUUACAGAUUAAAUUCAGUGUGUUAUAUAAAUCACUAGGGACAUGUUAUAGUAAGCAAAAUGAAAGAAGAAGAAUUGAAGUAUAUGUUGCGGCUUUUAGAUGACCUUACUGAAGAAAUAUUUAAGGAAAUAUUACUGUUCUACUAUGACAUUGAGGAAUCUAAACAGCCUGCAGAAUUUUCAAAUAAUAUCUUUCAAUUCCUGAAACAUAACAUAAAGAACAACCCUGUCACUACUCUAACUCUAAUUCAUUUUAUACAAGAACAACACAAUAGUGCUAUUGACCAAGAUAAAAUACAACCAAUAUAUUUAGAAGUGCUCCGAAAUGAAUUGGCUGAAAAUCAUUGUUCAGAUAAACUACUGACAAUGAUAUCAGUAAUGAGAUGGGACAGCAAAUUCUUACCACUGUUUACCCAACAAAUAUUGAUGCCACUCACAGCUGACACAUACCGACAAUACAGAAAACAAAUAUUGAUAAGUCUUGUGCCUUAUGGAAAACCUGAGCUUUUACAUUUGGCAUCAGAUCAGAUGCAGAAAAAUGAACCUCACAAAGAAUUUAAAUUGACACCAGAAUAUAUGCUGGAAUUAUGUUAUGAGGACAAAAUACAUUGGCUGUUGAAAGCAGCUCAAGUUUAUAAACAUCAAUUACAUGACAUGAAAAAUGUGACAUUUAAAAUAAAUAAUUUUACAAAACAAAUACUUAUUAUGGUACUUAUUGAUCUAACUAAUAGUGCAGAGACUUAUGAUUUACCUUCUCUAAUUCAUCAAUUGACUAACAUAUUUUCUAUACUUGAUACCUAUACAACCAUUGAUGAACAAUUGCAAUUUUAUAUAACUGAAGUUAAAAGAGAAUUGACAAUAAUAAAAUUUUGCAUAGAGAAUAAUAGUAAAAUUAUGACAACCUUAAUAUUUAGUCAAGUAUUAACACAGAGUGCUUUAGCUGUGAUAUCUCAAGUGUGCAGGCUGUCUAAAGUCGAUAGAUAUAAAGUCUCAAGACUUUUGAACAUGAAUAAUGAUUUUGUAAAAGAGCUGAUGAGUCUGAAUCAUCAACCCAAGCCUAAACAACAAGAAGGGUAUAAUACUAAUUGGGAUAUUGUGACCUAUAAUAGUUAUUGCGCAGUGACAAAGAUUAUAGAUAGUAUUCUAAAUUCAUCUGAGCGAAUAGAAGAUGCACAGGACAUUACAACAUCGUUGGAUGAAAUUAAACGGCUUGUUUUAUCGAUACAACCCUUCCAUUACUGUGUGGAAGUAAUUGAAAAUAUUUAUUCCUGUUUAUUCUUAAGAUAUGAAUAUUUCUCAUGUAAUGAACAUAACCAGGACUAUCCAUGUGGCACACAUUCUGAAUGCUCUUAUUUUUAUUCAAAAAGACAAACUCAACAACCUAUUAGUUUGAAGAGCAAUAAUUCUGGAUUUAUGUGCAAUUCAUUAACAACACAAAUUGUUUUGAACACACUUAAAAUAUGUUUGGAAAAAUUGGAAGAGAGUAUAAUUAAUGAAGAUCAGAAUACUAACGCAAGACUGAAACAUUUAGUAAAAGUAGUUAAUCAUUCAAUGUGGAAAUUGCAACUGGUAUCAACAUUAUCUCCAGAUACAAGUCCAACACAGCUAAAACUUUGUCUGGACUAUGUAGAGGUUGACGAAAGCAGUGAAGAAGAUGAUAAAGAACUUGAUAUGAAAAUUUUGAAAAAGAAGCCAAAAUGCAGAAGAAGGUAUACAAAUGUAAAGCAAGACAAAGAUCAAAUAAUGCAAGCUUCCACAAUUUCAGCUAAUGGUGAAGCGCUAUCUACUAAAGGAAGUGGAAUUGACUUUAUCUCUGUUAUGUUGGCUAAACCAAACAGUUUAGUAGCUCUAGCGCUGUACAACAACGAUUUUUCCAAGGCUAAUCAAAUUCUUGAGAUGUUUGAUUUGGCUGAUUCGGAAAUUGCAACAGAAGUAAUAUUCACUGAACAGUUGCGACAUCUUGUGGCAAAAAUAAAGAAUAUUAUAUAUUAUAGAGACGAUACUCGUUACGCCACUAAAGAGCUUUCAGCAUUAUCGGUAGUGUCCACUGAAGUUAUGAGUCUUGUUGAAGGAUUCCUCGCAUCAAAUAGAGCACCUAAUUCAUUUGAUGUAAUAGAUUUGUCAUCGAGGCACCCACAUUUACAGCUGUACAGUCAUCAAAAUGCUCCUUUUAUUAAUGCAGUGGACAUAUUACUGAGCAGUGGACUGAAUAGAGAAAUUACUUACGGCUUAAUAAAUGUUGUUGAAAGGAAACUAGCUGAAGUUAGGAGUUGCACAGAUAUAGCUGCUGUAAAGAAAACAAAUUAUAUUCGUUUUGUUGAAGACAUAGCUAGCGUUACAUUCGAAAUAUUCGGCAAUAUGGAGAAAACAUUUAAUUUCGUUGAUAACAUUUGUGGUCUGAUAACCGACUGUCGAAUACCUAUUAAACAUAAAGAGUUUUGCAAAAUGAAUCAACUUUCCAGAGAUUUAAGACAAUCUUGUGAUGAUUUGGUAGAUGUCGUGAGUCCGGUAGAAACAAAGGACUUGGAUCAAAACUUGUUACAAAAAUAUCAUCAAAUUUAUAUGAACGUCGUCGCUGCGUCCGAUAAAGACAUAUGCAAUGUCGUUGAAAUUUCAAGACAUGGUAACAAAAAGACUAGAAUUCCAUAUUUAAGAAUGUGCUACAUGUAUUGCAAAACAGUUUUUCAGUUACAACAAGAAGAGAAUCGCUCGGAUGAUACGACGACAGAAAAGCCUUACUUCUUCGUCAUGGAGAAGCACCUUCAUGAUAUAUUUGGAAAUAUGAUAAACAACAAGGAAAUCUCUGUGACAUACUUAGAGCCUAUAUGCAAAAAGUUAAACAUUGAUCUGAUACCAAAGUUGAUAUUAAAUUUCUGUCCAUCCAUAACAUUAGCAGGACCUCACAAAGAAGCGACUGAAAUUAAUUUUAACAACUUACUUCAAGCUGUUUAUGACUUCAAAAAUCCAGAAGAAAAUUUGUUUUUAGAUCCAGUAGCAGACUUCGCUCCUUUACCGCGAUCACCUGAUCCACAAUCUCUUACAUACGUGGUUUUGCAUAAUUGGGUGCUUGCACAUAUUAUUAAAAAAAUUCACACAUCACAAACUGAAAAUAGUUUGCAACAAAGUAUAGAUGCGAGAACAAAAGCAUUAAAUAAUUACAUGGAACUGGAGAGGUUUAAUUGCUUGAAAGUUCUAUUUGGCGGAAACAAGUAUUUAGCUUCAUUGCAUACUAUUAUUGACUUAGACAAACUCUUCUUAUAUAUGCCCCAGUUGAUAGCGUCCGGGAAAAUUUUAAAGUGUUUAAAUAUUAUCGACUCGCUAUCAGAACGCCAGCAGAUGUGUAGCGCCAACCUGAACAAUUUACGAGAUUUGAUUUUAUUUAAAUUGGCAACUAACACCAAAAUCAGUAACAGUUGGAAGUAUUGCCAAUAUCUAAAAUGUCCAGAAUUAAAGAUUGAUCUUAUCUUAAAUAAUUUAAACAAUUGGUGUGCUGAAGGUGCCAUAGAGGUAUUAGACUACUUGCGUUUCCUUUCCCAUCAGGAAACUUUAGAAGAAGGACUGUAUAAAAAAUGCACUGACUGGAUAGUUAAAAUACCUCUAUACGAUCAGAUAGCGUCUAUAAUGGGAGAAAGUCAUUGGUAUAAUAUAUAUGAAAAAUCCAUAAACAAUCCAGAGAGUAUCAUCGAAGUGCUGUUAGUGAGUCAACAGUUCCAACUGUGUUUAGAUUGGGCAGAUGUACAAGAAGUCUCAGAAAAUAUGAAGAACUUGAUUGUAAUGAAUCUGUUACGGCAGCUUUUUGAGUACACAAAUCAGGCCACUCCCACUCUUAUAGAAGAGCUUUUGAGAAGACUGCCCACUAACCAGGCAAUGGAUUUGGUCCAAAAAGAGAUAUAUAAAGUGAGAAAUGUCGAAAUCCUUCAAGUGUGUAUUGACUAUAUUUCAGAUAACUCUUUUGACUGGAAGACGUUUGAGAAUAUUAAAGUGGGCUUGCAAAUAAUGCUUCAAAUCGAUGGUAACGUACGUCACCUUUUCUGGGACCUAAUAGAAAAGCCAUUGCUGAUGAUAGAGCAGUUUCUUAUGAACGCAAAAUUGGAUGUGCUUACAAAUAUUAUAAAUAAAAUUUCGCCGAUAUUAAUAAAAGAUCCUACUGGUGAUAAUCUAUAUUAUAACAUAAAAGCCAUAGAUAGCGCAAUAAUUUCUAAAAAUGCAUUAGAUGCGUUACUGAGAUAUUACGCAGAGAAAGCGUUGGAUAUGAAAAAUAUAGGGAACGCGUAUCCUGUACCACCUAAACCGUCAGACGAUUCAUUAUUACAAUCGAUUGAUUCAAUAAAUCUGGAGUCCGCAUCCAAGCCAUUUGUAAUGCCGGAACAGGUUCCAACCAAAGAGCAGUGGGUGGAGGAUUAUGCGGCUGACAGGUGUAUGUUGUGCCACACUUCAAUUUUCUCUAUGAUCAUCCGCAGACAUCAUUGUAGACGAUGUGGUAGGCUUGUUUGUCACGCCUGUUCACGAAAUAGGAUGCAGAUACCCACGUACCCGAGCGGCAUCAAGUUCCGCGUUUGCGACGAUUGCUACACACAGACAAUGAAUAAGAAAGCGAACGCGGAUCCAGAUUUAAUUAUGAGCAGUAACUCAGACUCGGCCGGCAGUGGGGUGUCCUAUAUGGAUUGGUGUUUGUCGAACAACGCGAAUAAAAACGAAGCGGUUAGAACUGAGUUCGCCUAUGAAUUCACGCCUAAUGUCACUCUGUGCUUGUCGAUUAUGAAAAUGCAUUCAAUAAAUUUGGAUUAUCCUAGGUUCCUUCUAGACCGCAGUGAUGAGCUGGGUGGCGAAGUGUGGGGUGGGGAUGCGCGGCUGCUAGUACGCGCGCGCCGCUCGCUGCUUCUUGCUGCCGCCGAACUCUACUCACGAACACCAUCUGCACCUACUGGGGCUCCACACAACGCGGCGUGGCGCGUGUCGGAGGCGGGCGCUGCGCACGCGGCGCGGUGUCUUGCGCACGCGGAUGCGAUGGCAACCCUAGUGCGUCACCAGGCCCACCACCUCGCCUGCCCGCCGCACCGCGCAGCACAUCCCAGUCAAAUUGUACGUUCGCUUCUAGAAGCGGAAAAAUGGGAGCUAGCUUUAGAAAUAGCAACAAAAUCUGUUCUAUCUAGAAACAGCGUGCUAGCUGCUUGGGGUAAAGCCUGUCUAAAAGCGGGCUGUUUCAAACAGGCACGUGAGAAAUUUGCACAUUGUUUUAAAAAUACAGUAAACGUGUGUGUUGAGAUGGAGGAUUGCGAAUACGGGAAGGAAGCACAGGAAACUCAGUUUGUAAACAGACGAUUGCACAGCUUGAGGACUUCACAGCGGAGUAGCUCGAUGUCGAGCGUGCAAUCGGACGGCCGCUCUCGCACGAACUCGCCACUGCUCAAUGAAAUAAUUAGUCUGAUUGAAGACAUGAACUAUCCAGUCAAUCAGCAGUUACUCCAAAAAGCCGAUGCAAUAAAGACUACCAAUGAGAGAUUAUCAUCAAUGAAUACAAAUAAGAAAAGAAUACAGUUAAUAGAACCGGCAUUGAAUAUUAUGCACACGUUAGCUAGUGUUAAAAAAAUUAAACAAGGUGACUAUAGUGAUUUUCAGACUGCCGUGAUUCCACCAAAGAAAACUUUGGCUCAAGGUUUGUUAAGGAGAAACAAUCAACCCGAGACAAAAGUGAAACACAAAAACAAAAGACUGGAUCCAUUCUUUUAUAAAGAAUGUGUAUACUACUUAAGUAACUAUGGAUCACAUGUUACAAAUAUAGGAUUUUAUAUGAAACACAGUGAUAUGGGAGAGGUGAUUAGGUACUGCUACGAUAAUCUAGUCGACAAAGAAACAUUUACGGAGUCUGUGUACAUGGAAUGUCUGAAAAAGGACAAAGUGGAUGAGUUGCUGAAAGCUAUGACGGAUAUUGAUAGCACAUUAGAAAUGUGGUCGGAGUAUAUAAUGCACGUGUGCCGCACGCUGGAGGCGAGCCGGCGGCUGGAGGCGUUGUACGCGCUGCAGGUUGGCAGCGCGCAGCACGCCCGCGCGUCGGCCACGUGCGCGCUGCUGUUCGCGCGCCCGUUAGCACGUGCAGCCACGCCCUUCGCCGAACUACGCGCACGCCGCCACCGCCUCGCGGCCGCGCUCGCGCACCUCUCGCACUGCGUCCCCACCUCGGCGCCCGCGCACAGGGAAAACAACCCGAAAUCUAUUCAAUUUCAUUUGGAUAAAGUGACCAUAGACGGUUUAAUGACGACGAUUACUCGCCAAAUGGAACUGACUGAUUAUCUCGCAGCUUGUGAAGAGACUGGCAGAUUAACUGAGAAAGUGUUAAAUGAGGUCAUACCGAUUGCCAGUACACGAAAGGAAUCGGACAUAACCAAUGAAUUUAGACCGUUGACUCUGUUCGGAUCGAACACAGAUAAAAUAAGAUUAAUCGCUGUUGUAUUAGCGACGGGACAAAAUGUAGAAGCUGGUUUCGAAUUGGCAUUUAGAAUUAUAACUGAACACAAAUUGGAUUCCAUGAACAUAUAUACGCACGUAGCAAGAUACUUGGUACAUGCCGACAGAUUUAUGGAAGUCAAGAUGCUGGCUAAAUGUAUCCGAACUUCUAAAGAAACUGCUGCUAGCCUUAUGAGCGAUCAAGUGCUAGAAUCGGGAGUAAGCGCGGUUGUGGCACGUUGCGAGUCUCGCGGCCAGCUGUAUGACGAACAAGCCGAGCUGCUCAUAUGCGAUAUACACAGCGUUACCAUCAAGAUAUCGUGCUACUUAGUUUGCCGCAACCUCAGCAGCGCAUACAUACUGGCCGCGCGGCAUGACCGCACCAACGAUUUGCGUCGCGUGUUGCAGGAGGCCGAACGACUCGGCAACGACCCCGUUAAGAAUGCUUGUCUCAAACGACUCACGUCCAAAAAUGUUAUAUAGUGGUAUUAUUAUUUAAAAGUUAAGAUACAUUAUAUUUUGUAACAAAAUGAUUUAAUAAGUCAGACUGUUAAUUUAGUUUCUAGUCAUUAAACAUUGCGUAUUUUGUCAUGAUUUGAAAAUAUUGAUAUUUAAAAAUAUAUUCAUAAAAUCAAAGAUGAAUGUAGUAUACCUUUUGUAUAUAACACUAAGGCAUUGAUCUUGAAAAUAGUUCUACCUAAAAUCAUUGUUACCUAAUUAAGAAAAACUUUCAUUAGACUUUUUUAUUGUUAAUUUUACGUAAUCAAAGGAAAUAUAUCUGUUAAGUUUAAAAUUAAAUAUCUAUUUAAUUAUUGACUAUUUUUGAGGUGCAAUUUUAUUGUGUUCGCUAAUUAAUAUGUUUUGUUGUUUUAUCAAUUAUAUAAAUUAUUAGUUGAAUAGGAUGAAUUAAUACUGAAUUUAUAAAAUGCAUUGCUAUAUUACCUAAGUAUACUCAAUCUUAAAUAUAUAAAAUGAUAGCUCACAAAUGAACUAUAUGGCUCAUUGUGUAAUACUUCAUACUCAAGUAGAUAUAUUCAAUACAGAGUGUAACAACAGCUAUGACCAUGGCAACAUUGUUUUAUUAGAAGAAUUAUUUGUUAUUUUUUAAAUAAACUUAAAAUAAUUCAUUGUAUUAUUAUUUAAUUUGUCUAUAGAACAUUAUAAUUUAUUUAUCAAAAAGUAUACUUUCACUUAUCAUAUGACUCAUUAUAUAAAAUAUUGUAUAAAGAUGGAAUUAUAUGGAACAAGCAUAGCACAUAUGAAUUAGCGAAAGGUAUAAUUCCACUUUAAUUGUAUCGAAAUACCUACAAUAUCCAAUAUUCUUGUAAUCAUAUUUCAAGUAUUGAAAAUAUUAGAAUAAUUAAAGAUAUAUUCAUUCUACAGUUAUCCAAAAAUUUUUAAAUCAGUAUUAAUUCAUUGAAAUUAUUAGUAUUUUUAUCUGUACUGUUGCAUAUACUUAGUGGGCUUAUUAUACAAUGUAUUGACUCAGCCUAAAUUAAGGCCUUAUUGGUAUCUAAUGAAAAUUGGUCUCAUAAUGUGAUAACAAAAUAUUGACUUAUAGAAAAAUGAAAAAUAAAUAUCUAAAAAUUGU